CAUGUCUUUUGUUAUUUUUAUAGUUGUUGGGACUUGGGUGUGAAAGAUGCCAUCGCGUUUACUCAAUUUUCUUAAAGUCAAUCUCCACUUUCUAUAUCAUUCAUCAUAGUCACAAAUUUUUCAAAGUGUUGUAGAAACUGAAAAGACAAAUACUAGAAAAUAUGGAGAAAGCAGUUGAAAGACAAAGAGUUCUUCUUCAACAUCUCAAUCCAAAUUCAGUUACUUCAUCUCAUCAUUCCACUCAUCUCUCUGCUUCAUUAUGUUCUGCUGGACAAACAGGUGGAUCUGAAAAUGAUGUGGUCAUUGUAGCUGCAUAUCGUACGGCUAUUUGCAAAGCAAAGCGCGGGGGAUUCAAGGAUACUCUUCCAGAUGAUCUACUUGCCUCGGUUCUCAAGGCUGUGAUAGAGAAAACAAAUGUGGAACCAAGUGAAGUAGGCGACAUAGUUGUAGGCACAGUUUUAGGACCAGGAUCAGAAAGAGCAAUUGAGUGCAGAAUGGCUGCAUUUUAUGCUGGUUUCCCAGAUACUGUGCCGCUUCGAACUGUUAAUAGACAAUGUUCAUCUGGACUUCAAGCAGUUGCUGAUGUUGCCGCUUACAUAAAAGCUGGGUUCUAUGACAUUGGAAUUGGGGCUGGAUUGGAGUGUAUGACACAAGAUACUAUUUCAGGGGUUCGCAAAACUAAUCCAAAGGUUGAAAUCUUUGCACAAGCCCGAGACUGUCUUCUUUCUAUGGGAAUAACUUCUGAGAAUGUUGCACAGCGUUACGGUGUGACAAGGCAGGAGCAAGACCAGGCUGCUGUCGAGUCUCACAGGCGUGCUGCAGCUGCAACAGCGUCUGGUAAAUUCAAAGACGAAAUCAUUCCAGUUUCUACAAAGUUCGUGGAUCCUAAAACUGGAGAGGAGAAACAAAUUAUUGUUUCUGUUGAUGAUGGUAUCCGGCCAAAUGCAAAUUUGGUAGAUCUUGCAAAGCUGAAACCUGCAUUCAAAAAGGAUGGAACCACAACUGCAGGGAAUGCUAGCCAAGUUAGCGAUGGUGCAGCAGCAGUGCUUCUCAUGAAGAGAAGUGUGGCUGUGCAAAAGGGGCUUCCUAUUCUUGGAAUCUUCAGGAGUUUUUCUGCUGUUGGUGUAGAUCCUGCUGUCAUGGGUGUUGGUCCAGCUUUUGCUAUUCCAGCUGCAGUGAAAUCUGCUGGUCUUGAACUUAGUAACAUUGACUUGUAUGAAAUAAAUGAGGCAUUUGCAUCACAGUUUGUUUAUUCCUGCAAGAAAUUGGGGCUUGAUCCAACAAAGGUCAAUGUCAAUGGUGGUGCCAUGGCUUUUGGACAUCCUUUAGGCGCCACAGGUGCACGCUGUGUUGCAACUUUGUUGAAUGAAAUGAAGCGUCGUGGAAAGGACUGUCGGUUUGGUGUAAUCUCGAUGUGUAUAGGUUCUGGUAUGGGAGCUGCGGCAGUAUUUGAAAGGGGAGACUUCUGAGAUUUGUCGAAGUUUAAAUGCUUAGGAAAUUAACAAUCGUUCAUCACAAGUAUUUUUGAAUUUAUAUGAAAUAAGGAAUAAAAUAGAAUGGAGGGUUCAUGCAAAAGAAUAGAGUGGAACUUUAAUACAUCAUAAUUCACUAAUCAAGAAAACCAAUAAAUUUUGUUGUUUUGGAUGAAAUUAUGUCUUUUUUGAUA
Molecule: messenger RNA, 1666 nt
Organism: Medicago truncatula (barrel medic)
Lineage: Eukaryota; Viridiplantae; Streptophyta; Magnoliopsida; Fabales; Fabaceae
Product: 3-ketoacyl CoA thiolase 1, peroxisomal
Exons: 14
Coding region: 162-1469 (435 amino acids)
Biological process (GO): fatty acid beta-oxidation; phenylacetate catabolic process
Cellular component (GO): peroxisome
Molecular function (GO): acetyl-CoA C-acyltransferase activity
Source: RefSeq, a predicted model, not a curated record